UUGUGUUUCGGUGGCUGUUGAGCAAUGAGCUCGAAUCAAUCCGACAAUGACGAGACCCACCGUGGUUGGACGUACGAGUCCCUCUCUGCCGCGCGCCAGACCCUGAUUUCGCCGGCUGUCAAACUCUCAUACAAGAAGCCGCUUUGGAUUGUGCGCGGCGAGCGCCAGUUUCUCUACGAUCACAAUGGCGUCGAGUAUCUGGACGCAUACAACAAUGUUUGUCACUUGGGCCAUUGCCACCCAGCAGUCGUCCAGGCGGUUUCAAAGCAAAUGGCCAUCUUGAAUACCAACACUCGAUACCUGCACACGGCGAUUGUCGAGUAUGCAAGCCGAAUCACUGCAACUUGCCCUCCAGAGCUGAGCGUCUGUAUUUUCGUCAACUCGGGUUCCGAGGCCAACGAACUGGCUUUGCGCUUGGCUUAUGCAUACACGCGACAGAAGGACUUGAUUGUGCUGGACAGCGCCUACCAUGGCAAUACCAACGCUGUGGUCGAAAUGAGUCCGUACAAGACCGACCAUCCUGACGGACCUCGCGCGCCAAGCCACGUUCACAAAGUCGUUGCCCCGGACGACUAUCGAGGCUUGUACCGCCGAGACAAGUAUGCCCCCGCCGAGCUCGGCCCCUUGUACGCCAAGCACGUUGAAGAAACUGUGCGCAAAAUCGAGCACGAAGGGCGGAAGGUUGCCGCGUUCUUUUGCGAAGGCAUUCUUGGAUGCGCAGGGCAGAUUGUCUUGCCUCCAGGUUACUUGGCCAGCUGCUACAAGGCCGUUCGUCAAAGCGGAGGCGUUUGUGUUGCGGAUGAAGUGCAGGUCGGAUUUGGCCGCGCUGGCACACACAUGUGGGUUUUCCAGACGCAGGACGUCGUUCCAGACAUUGUGACAUUGGGCAAGCCCAUUGGCAAUGGGUUUCCAAUCGGCGCUGUCAUCACCCGGCCUGAGAUUGCGCGUGCACUGGGUCGUCUCGAGUACUUUAACACGUUUGGUGGCAACCCUGUGGCUUGCAAAGCUGGGCUUGCGGUCUUGGAUGCGAUUGCAGCAGAAGGGUUUAUGGAGAAUGCACGAGUCGUUGGGAACCACCUUUUGUCGAGCCUUCGAGCCCUCGCUCGCAAGCAUCCAGUGAUUGGCGAUGUUCGAGGCAUGGGCUUGUUCCUCGGAGUCGAGCUCGUGCUCGACCGGCACACCCUCGAGCCUGCCACGGCGCUCACUUCCCGCGUCAUUGAUGCAAUCCAGCAAAAUGACAAGAUUUUGCUCGGCACAGACGGUCCCUUCAACAAUGUCGUCAAAAUCAAGCCGCCACUCUGCUUCACCGUGGCAGAUGCGGACAAGGUCAUCGCAGCAUUUGAUUCUGCACUCAAACAAGAGACGCAGAACGCGACAAUCCUUGCCAAAUUAUGACUUUCCUUCUUCCAAAAACAAAUAUUAUAAUCCAAAAAAAAAAUCAAUCAACUACCA
Capsaspora owczarzaki ATCC 30864 is the source of this 1452-nucleotide messenger RNA. Its product is annotated as class-III aminotransferase. Gene Ontology annotation, molecular function: transaminase activity; pyridoxal phosphate binding. Bases 25 to 1395 code for a protein of 456 amino acids. NCBI's taxonomy places the organism in Eukaryota, Filasterea, Ministeriida, Capsasporidae. The transcript has 7 exons. Gene Ontology annotation, cellular component: mitochondrion. The record is from RefSeq and is a predicted model, not a curated record.